Molecule: messenger RNA, 1684 nt
Organism: Cylas formicarius (sweet potato weevil)
Lineage: Eukaryota; Metazoa; Arthropoda; Insecta; Coleoptera; Brentidae
Gene: Tc-re
Product: major facilitator superfamily domain-containing protein 12-like
Exons: 10
Coding region: 68-1423 (451 amino acids)
Biological process (GO): carbohydrate transport
Cellular component (GO): membrane
Molecular function (GO): symporter activity
Source: RefSeq, a predicted model, not a curated record
CUCGUCGCCAUUCGGCAUUCCUGACAGAUCCUGCGGCGGUGGAAGUUAGGUGCGGGGUGCAAGGAAAAUGCCACCGGCAGGACUUCGAUGCGCGGCGCACCUCGUUAGAGUCGCGCGGCGAUGCCACGUUGCGUGCAACAUGGAAUUGGAGGAGCGUUUCAGACCGACGUGCUCGUCGUUGCAGAAGAUAAGUUUCGGCCUCGGCCACGUAUUCAACGAUUUAUGUGCCGCUAUGUGGUUCUCCUACACUUUGUUUUAUUUACAAGUUGUUUUAAGUAUUCCAUCUACGACGGCCGGAACACUUUUGAUGAUCGGUCAGGUUGUCGACUCUCUAGCAACACCGGCGGCAGGGUGGGCCAUAGAUUACACUGAUCGACGUCGAGGAUGGCAUUUUGGCGGAACUGUUGCAGUAGCCGUAGGAUUUUUCCUGAUGUUUUCACUCAAACCGACAAAUCUUACCACCUUAGUUUUAGUAUAUUACAUUUUGAGUAUAACUUUAUUUCAAGUCGGCUGGGCUAUCGUUCAGAUCUCACAUUUGUCGAUUAUUCCAAAGAUAUCGAGAAGUCACAGUCACAGUUCAGACUUGACCGCCAUUCGUUAUACCGCAUCAGUUUGCUGCAGUAUUACGGUCUAUGUUAUCACGCUGAUAAUUUUGGGCACGAACGAUACGGCAGUCAUUGGACCGAACGAUUUUUACAAAUUUAAGGAAAUAUCGCUAAUUAUUUUAUUUGUUGGAAUUUUGGCAUCGUUAUUGUUUUAUUGCGGACUUCUCGGCACGGAGGAAAACGAGUACGAAAUCAUUCGAGAAGUCGACGAUGUGAACCAUUUAAACACCAACAAUGGAAAACACUUUUUGAGGCAAUCCAUCAUAUACCUGGUAGCUUUGAUGUAUAUGACAUCGAGAUUGUUUACGAUUUUGAAUCUUAUUUAUAUACCGCUUUAUCUUGACGAACGUGGCGAAAUUGAACUCGUCGCCAAAGAGAAAAUGCUGCUGAAAUGUCGGGUGUCAUCUUGUAGCGACAAGGUAACGUACUUUUGUGGCGGACUUGUUGGUUUGUCGGCUUCAAUCUGGCUUGGCUCUGGAGUGUCCCCCAGCUCGGACGUGGAGCUGUAUUUUAUAGCGAUAUUUCUCGGUGUAAGCGGCUCGUCCACUAUGGUUGCCAGUUUAUGUUUGACUGCAAAUUUCGUAAAAGCCAACGGAUACGGGGGCGGUCUAAUAUACAGCAUUGUCACAUUUACAGACAAGUUAAUAUCCGGGGGAGUCGUUCUACUAGUUCAAAACUUACAGUGCACACCGAAAACUCUAUGCCCGCAUUAUUACGAACACGUUUUGUCCUAUAUAUGCGGCAUAGUGUCCUUAAUUGGAGUCGUAUCUCUGGCGUUGCUGCAAUGGGAAAUAAAACGCAACGUAAGGCGACACUGAGAUUAGCGAAUAUUUAUUUUGAAAACCACGUUUUUGUUUUGAAAGAAAAUAUCGGUCAGUGCUUUAAUUUCAUAUCCACAUAAACUGCCACACUGCCUUAUUGACUGAUAGAUGAUCAUUCUUGAAGUGAAGGUACUUGUCAUAGGCUGUGAGAAGCACUUGGAUACCAAACGAUAUUAAUAUUAUAUACCAUAUGGAUAUUAAUAUUUAAAUCCUAGCAUCGCACUGGUUUAAAAGCUCAUUUUCCUUAAUGUUAUUUCU